Molecule: messenger RNA, 2022 nt
Organism: Suhomyces tanzawaensis NRRL Y-17324
Lineage: Eukaryota; Fungi; Ascomycota; Pichiomycetes; Serinales; Debaryomycetaceae
Product: biotin--[acetyl-CoA-carboxylase] ligase
Exons: 1
Coding region: 1-2022 (673 amino acids)
Biological process (GO): protein modification process
Cellular component (GO): cytoplasm
Molecular function (GO): biotin--[biotin carboxyl-carrier protein] ligase activity
Source: RefSeq, a predicted model, not a curated record
AUGAACGUUUUGGUAUACUCUGGGCCAGGUGCCACCACCGAAAACGUCAAGCACUGCAUCGAGACCUUGAAGCUCCACCUCUCGCCAUACUAUGCUGUUGUUUCCAUCUCGGAAGCUGCGCUUUUGCGGGACCCGUGGCAGCACAAGGCGUCGCUCUUGGUGAUUCCAGGAGGUGCUGACUUGCCAUACUGCAACUCGUUGAAUGGAGAGGGCAACCGCAAAAUCACCCAGUUCGUCAAGAAGGGCGGAAAGUACAUGGGUAUUUGUGCUGGUGCCUACUACUCCAGUGCCAGAUGCGAGUUCGAGCAGGGAACUCCUCUCGAGGUGUCUGGCUCCCGAGAGUUGGGGUUUUUCCCCGGCACCGUUAAGGGGUGUGCUUUCAAGGGGUUUGUCUACGAGUCGCACAAGGGCGCCAGGGCGUCGAUGUUGUCUGUGAACAACGAGCUCUUGCCUGAGCUGCCCAAGACGGUGUACACGUACUACAACGGGGGUGGGGUGUUCGUCGACGCCAAAAAGCACAGAAACGUGGAGGUUUUGGCUACCUACGCCGAGGACGUGGACGUCGACGAUGAAGACAAGGCGGCCGUGGUGUACUGCAAAGUCGGCAAGGGUGACGUGCUCUUGUCGGGACCACAUCCCGAGUUCACGCCUGCGUUGAUGAAGAACAACGAGGGCGACCCCAAGUUUGCCAACGUCAUCAGCGUGGUGGGCAAGAACGACAGAAACAGAAAGCAGUUCAUGGUGUCGUGCUUGAAGAAGUUGGGGUUGCGUGUCAACGACAACAUCGACGUGACAGUGCCCAAGAUCACGCCUCUCUUCCUCUGUGCACACGCAGACCCUGGCGCCAUCAACGAGGUGAUGAUCAAGAUCGCUGAAAACAACGACUUGCACAACGGAAGCACCUUGGAGGACGAAAACGACACCUUUGUGUUCCACCGCGAGGACGAGGACGACCACGACUACUUCUUUACCGAAAACGACGACAUCGAGGACCCCGACACCGUGGCGAAGCACGUCAAGGUGUUCACACUGGGUGCAUUGCCCACUGUCAAAAGCACGCCCUACUUCAAUUUGGCAGCGUACUAUGGCCAUCUCACCCGUCUCUACAAGGGCAACUUUGGCCAGUUUGGGCGUAUUACAGGCUACGGCGAGGUGGUCAGCUCCACCAGCACCUUAAUGGACAAGAACCCCAGGUUUCUCAGCCUGUUGCCCACAGGAACCGUGCUCACUGCCACCACCCAGGUGGCAGGCAGAGGUCGUGGUGGAAAUGUGUGGAUCAACCCCCACGGAGUUUUGGCAGCGUCUGUAUUGUUCAAGAUCCCUGCCAACACCCCCAGCAACGUGGUCACGCUCCAGUACUUGGGCGGGUUGGCGUUCGUGGAGAGUAUCUUCGGGUACGGCAGCGAGGAGCCUGGCCAGGCUGUGGGCUACGAGGAUAUGCCUGUUAAAAUCAAGUGGCCUAACGAUCUCUACAUCUUAAAGCCCGAGUACUUCAACAAAAUCAGCGACAAGGACGAGACCCACUCUACAGUGGAGGGCGACGACCAGAAGUGGGCCAAGGUGUCGGGAGCCAUUAUCAACUCCCAGUUCAUCGACGGCAACUACCACUUGGUGUGGGGUGGAGGCAUCAACGUGUCCAACGCGGCCCCCACCACCUCGUUGAACCUCGUGCUCGAGAAAUUGAACAAGAUCAGGGCUUCCCAGGGCAAGCCUGCAUUGGCCCCAAUUGAACCAGAGAUCUUGCUUGCCAAGCUCAUGUACACCAUGAACUCGUAUUUUGGUGUGUUUUUGAAGACAGGCAUGUCGCCCUUCUUGCCCUUGUACUACAAGAGAUGGUUCCACUCCGACCAGCGGGUGGUAGUGGAUGAGGGUAACGGCAACCCCAGAACCUGUGUGAUCAAGGGGAUCACUCCCGACUAUGGUUUAUUGAUUGCCGAGGACACCCGUAACCACGAGAUCUUGCACUUGCAGCCAGACGGGAACUCGUUCGACAUCUUCAAGGGGUUGGUGUACCGGAAGUGA